This is a messenger RNA of Cebus imitator (Panamanian white-faced capuchin), 1340 nucleotides long. Its product is annotated as haptoglobin. Gene Ontology annotation, biological process: acute inflammatory response; proteolysis. Gene Ontology annotation, molecular function: serine-type endopeptidase activity; hemoglobin binding. Lineage: Eukaryota; Metazoa; Chordata; Mammalia; Primates; Cebidae. Gene Ontology annotation, cellular component: extracellular region. Bases 100 to 1185 code for a protein of 361 amino acids. The transcript has 5 exons. The record is from RefSeq and is a predicted model, not a curated record.
AAUAGAGAAUGACCUUACCAAGGCCAAUGUCAUGUAGACACAAGAAUUACGAAAGAGAGGGGGAGAGGUGAGCUAGUGGCGGCAUAAAAAGACCAGCAGAUGCCCCACAGCACUGCUCUUCCAGAGGCAAGAUCAACCAAGAUGAGUGCCCUGGGAGCUGUCAUUGCCCUCCUGCUGUGGGGACAGCUUUUCGCAGUGGAUUCAGGCAACGAUGUCACGGAUAUUGCAGAUGACGGCUGCCCAAAGCCCCCUGAGAUUGCAAAUGGCUAUGUGGAGCACUUGGUUCACUACCACUGUAAGAAAUACUAUAGACUGCGCACAGAGGGAGAUGGGGUGUACACCUUAAACAGUGAGAAGCAGUGGACAAAUAAGGCUGUUGGAGAUAAACUUCCUGAAUGUGAAGCAGUAUGUGGGAAGCCCAAGAAUCCAGCAAACCCGGUGCAGCGGAUCCUGGGUGGACACCUGGAUGCCAAAGGCAGCUUUCCCUGGCAGGCUAAGAUGGUCUCCCGCCAUAAUCUCACCACAGGGGCCACGCUGAUCAGUGAGCAAUGGCUGCUGACCACAGCUAAAAAUCUCUUCCUGAACCAUUCAGAAAAUGCAACAGCAAAAGACAUUGCGCCCACUUUAACACUCUACGUGGGGAAAAAUCAGCUUGUAGAGAUUGAGAAGGUGGUUCUACACCCUAACUACUCCCAGGUAGACAUUGGGCUCAUCAAACUCAAACAGAAGGUGCCUGUUAAUGAGAGGGUGAUGCCCAUCUGCCUACCUUCAAAGGAUUAUGCAGAAGUAGGGCGUGUGGGUUACGUGUCUGGCUGGGGGCGAAAUGCCAACUUCAAAUUUACUGAUCAUCUGAAGUAUGUCAUGCUGCCUGUGGCUGACCAAGACCAAUGCAUAAAGCACUAUGAAGGCAGCACAGUCCCCGAAAAGAAGACACCAAAGAGCCCCGUCGGGGUGCAGCCCAUACUGAACGAACACACCUUCUGUGCUGGCAUGUCCAAGUACCAGGAAGACACCUGCUAUGGUGAUGCAGGCAGUGCCUUUGUUGUUCACGACCUGGAGGAGGACACAUGGUACGCGGCUGGGAUCCUAAGCUUUGAUAAGAGCUGUGGCGUGGCUGAGUACGGUGUGUAUGUAAAGGCGACUUCCAUCCAGGACUGGGUUCAGAAAACCAUAGCUGAGAACUAACGCAAGCCUGGCUGGAUGCCUUUGCCUGAAAGCAUGAUUUCAGCCUGGAGGAGGGCAAAGUGGAUGGGAGUGGACGGGAUAAGACGUGGUUUGAAGCUGAUGGGUGCCAGCUCUGCGCUGCUGAGUCAGUCAAUAAAGAGCUUUCUUUUGACUCA